ACAACGCCUCAUUGGUUACGGACACCUCACUUAUCUAGCUUACCGUAACACGCCUUUCUUACCUGGCCCCUCGGAAGGGACGGGCAGCUACAUCUCAGGCUCAGCCUCACUCAUUUCGCCUUGCUGUUGAUGCGCUAGAGCGGACAUUUGACGGGCUAAUAUCCUGCCCACAGGAGCCCGUUUUCCGUUGGCUCUUUUGUUCGACUCGGCAUCAGCAUUACUUCCGGACUCAUCUGUCACCAUGCUCGCCCUCCCGGGCCUGCGGGUCGCCCUCCCGAGGGGGUGCUCACGGAGGCUCGCGGUUCUCUGUCGACUGCAAGCCCCUGCGGCACAGUUCAGCACCAGGGCCCCCUCUCUCGUCGCGGCGCAAAGCAUAUUGUUCCGCCGCCGGCCUUCGAUAACCGCAACCCAACCAUGGCAAGCCACCACCACGCGCUCCUUCGUGACAACUGACCCCGCCCUACGACCGACCUUCUCCCUACCCGUAACCAGCCGACCCCUCUACGGACGACGACACCUCCGACACCAAAAGCUGCUCCACCAGCUCCGGCCCUUCUCGGUCCACCGCCCCCUCUUCCAGCACCACCAGCAGCAGAACAACGAAAACCGCGACAGCAACUACCGCGCCUACGACGCCGAUGACCUGCGCCGGCAAGUCCACCUCGCCCGCCUGCGCGACGCCAAGCCGCUGGUCCACUGGCGCGGGUGGCGCGCGGUGAACACGCCGUCGACGUACACGGUGGUAGCAGUGGCGGUGGCGGCCGCGCUGGCGUACUACUUCGCGCACCUGGAGACGGUACCCGUGUCGGGGCGGACGCGGUUCAACGCGUACGGGGCCGAGGCGGCGCGGCGGGCCGGCGAGGCCGAGCACGCGCGCCUGCUGUGGGAGCUGGAGCAGAAGGGCCUGCGCAUCCUGCCCGCGUGGGACCCGCGCGCGGCGCGGGUGCGCCGCGUCAUGCGCCGCCUCGUGCCCUUCAGCGGGCUGCGGGACGAGCAGUGGGAGGUGUUUGUUGUUGAGGACGACCGCACCGCCAACGCGGUUGUGCUGCCCGGCGGCAAGGUGUUUGUGUUUAGUGGCAUCCUGGGGCUCGCUGGGAACGAUAGCGGGCUGGCGACCGUGCUGGGCCACGAGAUCGCGCACAACCUGGCGGGGCAUCACGAGGAGAGGCUGAGCCAGAAUCUGGGCAGCGGGGUGCUGCUGUAUAGCCUGGUGAUCCUGGCUGGCGCGUUCGGCCUGGCGCCGAUCCUGAUGCACUACUUCGGCUCGAGCAUCUUGAACGUCGCGUUCGGCCUGCCCAUGAGCAGGCUGCAGGAGUCGGAGGCGGAUUACAUCGGGCUGAUGAUCAUGGCCGAGGCGUGCUACGAUCCGACCGAGGCGGUGAGGUUCUGGGCGAGGAUGGAGAGGGCCAUGGGCGAGGACGCGCUGCCCGAGUGGAUGGGCACCCAUCCGACGAAUGCCAACAGGAUACGGAAGAUCCAGGAGUGGUUGCCCAAGGCCCUGGAGAAGCGCGCGCAGAGCGACUGCAGCUCGACUACGGCGUUUGCGGACCUCUUCAGACAGGCGCUGCGCACCGGGCAUAUUGUCAUUACAGGAUAAGGUGGCCGGGAGAGGCGUGUGCAUUUAGGGAGCGCGGAGUUAGGGUUGGCGUAGGUUUCGGGAUACAGGGCGGGGAUACUGCUUGGUUAGCAUCUAGCGGCGCGGAUGGUUUUGUACAUAUAUAUACAUGCCAUGAGCGGAAACGGUGACGGGCAUGUCUCG
Messenger RNA from Thermothielavioides terrestris NRRL 8126, 1759 nucleotides. RefSeq lists its product as uncharacterized. The record is from RefSeq and is a predicted model, not a curated record. Gene Ontology annotation, biological process: mitochondrial protein processing; protein quality control for misfolded or incompletely synthesized proteins. Gene Ontology annotation, cellular component: mitochondrial inner membrane. Gene Ontology annotation, molecular function: metalloendopeptidase activity. The transcript has 3 exons. NCBI's taxonomy places the organism in Eukaryota, Fungi, Ascomycota, Sordariomycetes, Sordariales, Chaetomiaceae. The coding region runs from base 242 to 1597 and encodes 451 amino acids.